This is a messenger RNA of Notodromas monacha, 1463 nucleotides long. The record is from the annotation of a GenBank genome assembly. Lineage: Eukaryota; Metazoa; Arthropoda; Ostracoda; Podocopida; Cyprididae.
AUUCAUUUCCUUGUUUUCGAAGGUAAUGCUCGGGGAAUGAGGAGUGAUGUUAUUUUUCUGUGGAUAGGAUGAAGCUGUACGCGUGGGGGGCGAACUCCCAUGGCCAGCUGGGACUAGGUCUCUGCAAUGACGAGUGUCGAGUACCAACGGAAGUUAAAGUGCUUCCUCCUGAAAUACAAGAGAAUUUAACUUCCGUGCGUGCAAUCGUUGGUGGCGGAGGUCACACUCUUCUCUUAACUCACGAUGGCGUCCUUUAUUCUGCGGGAUGGAACAGUAAAGGUCAACUUGGAUAUGUCACUAAUAAAUUAGAACAGAAGGAGUUCCGCUGCGUUGAGAAACUGAAAGACAUGAGAGUUACUCGCAUCGCUUGCGGAUGGGAUCAUUCCAUUGCAGUUACCGGUGCCGGAAAGCUUUUUAGUUGGGGAUCGAAUUCUUUCCAUCAACUUGGCAUUCCUAAAACCAGAGUGCCGUCGCACACUGUGGAGCCUUCAGAAGUUGAGCUUGCUUGUGUGGUUGUCUCAGUGUCUGCCGGUCUACGGCAUAGCGCAAUUGUGGAUGAUACCGGGAAAGUUUAUGUAUGGGGUUCUGGGCGACAAGGGCAGCUUGGUUUGACAAGUGAUGGAGAACCUCUGGCAGAAAUAGAAAAACCCUGUAUCAUUCCGUGCAAAGAAGAGGCUGUGAAAGUUUGUUGUGGACAAUACCACACCGUAGUGCAAUGCAGGAAUGGCCAAGUGUUCGUUUUUGGCCAGAACAAGAAAGGACAGCUGUCCUUGCCUUUACAUUGCACUCAAGUGAACAGUCCGUGUCCUGUGAGUGAAACCUCAUGGCUGGGUAAAGGGAAGUUGAUGGAGAUAUUCGUGGGAUGGACGCACUGUGUUGCUCACACGGAAUCAGGUCAUUUAUUUACGUGGGGCCGCGGGGAUUACGGGCAGCUUGGAAGAGGAAUUAACUCGGAAUGUGAUCCCAAACCGGUUCAAGUGAAGUUGCCUGGUUUGGCUGUGGCAGUUGCAGUUGGAGCCGAGCACUGUGUUUCGCUUUUGGACACGGGAGCAGUUGCAGUCUGGGGCUGGAACGAGCAUGGGACUUGCGGCUUGCGGGAAUCCUCGAACAUCUUAUCUCCCACCAUUAUUCCACAAUCUCUGAAAGAAGCAGCUGUUUCAAUUGGUUGCGGAUCGGGCACCACUUUCAUGCUGGUAAACGAAACCCUGCCACGUCCAAAAGAACGCUCUCUCCUCUCGAAAGUUGCCAAUGUUCUCGGAGGGGUCGGGAUGGGUGUUUCGGGACUGACUGUUGACAGUAAAUACUCAUCAGUGCCUGGCAGCACAGAAGCAGCACAACCAGCUUGGGACCAUGGUGAUGGUCUUGUUCCCGAGUCUGACGGGGAUAUGUUGUUGCAGCGCCAGAGUGGGCGCAAAAAAGGAGCCAAGAUAUUCAGUAGCAAGGAUGGUAUGCCGAAAGUAUAA